Messenger RNA from Asparagus officinalis (garden asparagus), 2024 nucleotides. Its product is annotated as protein IWS1 homolog 1-like. Lineage: Eukaryota; Viridiplantae; Streptophyta; Magnoliopsida; Asparagales; Asparagaceae. Gene Ontology annotation, biological process: regulation of DNA-templated transcription elongation; brassinosteroid mediated signaling pathway. The record is from RefSeq and is a predicted model, not a curated record.
UCGCCAUCGCCCUCGCCAUUUCCCCCCCAAAUAAAACCGCGAAUCAACUGGAAAACAAAACCCUAAAAAAAAAAAAAAAAUUCUCUCAAGAAAUUUCAUAAAAAAACUCCACCAGGAUCCUCUCAUCUCAUCUUCGAUCAUGGGCUACGAGAACGAUCCGUUGAUGGACGAAGACGGCGAGCCCUUGAUGGACCCCGAUGAUGUUCAAUCUGAUCGAGAGGCGUCCCCUGAAGCUCGAUUUGACGACGAAGAUGAAGACGAUUGGCGAAGGUCUCGAUCUCCAACGCCGAUCUUGGACGAUGACAAGACCGGAAAACCUAGAAAGAGGUUGAUCAAGAAGUCAGGAAAGGACGCGACGCCGUCGCCGGUGAGGAGCGAGAGCCCCGGCAAUGGGUUGGACGAUUGGGAUGAAGACCAGCGGGAGGAGGAGGAGGCGAGCUCGUCGAAGAAGAGGAAAGGGUACGAUAUGUUGAAGACGGGGAUGGGGAAAGGCGAGAGCUUUGGGAUAAAGGAGAAGAAGAAGAAGAAGAAGGAGAAGGUGGAGAGAGGAGGUAAGGGGUGGGCACCAUCGUCGAGUUCGAAGGGCGGGAAGGAUCAGGGAGUUGACCCAGAGAUAGAGGAGCUGUGGGAUACAAUUGCUGGCGGCAACUCGGAGGAUGAUCAAGAGGGUCAGAGAACUCUGGAUGACGAUAACUUCAUUGAUGAUACCGGUGUAGAUCCUGCAGAUCGAUAUGGCAGUGACAUUGAAGGUUUUGUUGGAAAUGCUCCACAGGCAGAAGAAGGUGAGGAAGAUGAUGAAAUUAACAAACUCUUCAAGGGGCGAAAGAAGAAGAAAAAUGAGAAAACAGCUGAUCUUGGUAUGAUUGUUGAACAAUGCAUGGCUGAGCUUGAGGUCAUCGCUGAGGAAGAUGCCGAAUUGAAUAGACAAUCCAAGCCUGCCAUUAAUAAACUUAGGAAACUCCCAAUGCUCAUAGACGUCCUUUCCAAGAAAGCGCUGCAACAUGAGUUUUUAGAUCAUGGAGUACUGACUCUUCUAAAGAAUUGGCUCGAACCUCUUCCUGAUGGAAGUUUGCCUAAUAUGAAUAUUCGAACUGCCAUAUUAAACAUAUUGACUGAUUUUCCAAUUGAUUUAAACCAUGAAUAUACGGAGAGAACAGAAAGAAGAAGCGGUCUAGGAAAGGUGAUAAUGUUUUUGUCGAAAUCUGAUGAGGAGACCACAGCCAACAGAAAACUUGCCAAAGAAUUGGUUGAUAAAUGGAGUCGUCCCAUAUUUAACAAGAGCACUAGAUAUGAGGACAUGAGAAGCUAUGACGACGAAAGAAUUCCGUACAGAAGACCAACUGCUAAGAAGCCUUCAAACAAAUCUAAGGGGUUGGAAUCACGAGAUGAUGAUGUUGACGAGUUCUCACAGGGUAAAAAAUCCGGUCAAGCAGCUGCUAGGCAGCAUGCUUCUAGACCAGAAGCAACACCGUUGGAUUUUCUUGUCCGUCCUCAGUCGAAAAUAGAUCCAGAUGAAAUCAGAGCUCGAGCUAGACAACAAGUGCAAGACCAGCGCCGGUUAAAGAUGAAUAAGAAGUUGCAGCAACUGAAGGCACCAAAAAAGAAGCAACUUCAGGCAUCAAAACUCAGCGUCGAGGGACGUGGCAUGGUCAAAUACCUGUAAUCAGGAUCCUCAUCUGGUCAAGUACGAGUAAUCAGGAUCCUCAUUUAAGUGUCAUUUCUUUCUAUUUGAAUUACUCUGUUUGAUGACACCGCGAGAUUACAUUUCGACGAUGGUGCAAAAUCUUGCUGCUAGCUUCAGAGGAAAAAUGCUAAUGCUAGGAAACUAUGUUCUUGUGUUAAGUAUACUCAGUGAGCCUCAAGUGAAGUUUUAAAUUAUAUGUGGAUGAGUUUGGGAAAGUUACAGGAACUCUCAAGGCUUGGAUAUAAUAAAUGUAGCAAGCUUGUUAUUCAAUCUGUCACUAAAAUGAAGUCAAAACUUGUUUUCUGUCUCCUUUAUAAAUGUUUUGAAUUGUUCUUGGUUA